Pongo pygmaeus (Bornean orangutan) is the source of this 2300-nucleotide messenger RNA. RefSeq lists its product as uncharacterized. NCBI's taxonomy places the organism in Eukaryota, Metazoa, Chordata, Mammalia, Primates, Hominidae. The record is from RefSeq and is a predicted model, not a curated record. Bases 151 to 645 code for a protein of 164 amino acids. The transcript is spliced from 5 exons.
GAUAUCUAGUUAAAUAAGAGUCAUUAUAAAUAGUUUCUCCGUGGACUUUCCUCAUUUCACUCUGCUCCAGGCAGGGUGGUUUGUACUGCUCCGCCCUGGGCAGGAGGAGAAGGAAGAGGGCCAGGCACCACGUGCCUGCACUCUCCCUGGAUGCUGGAAGCUGCUCCGCCGUGGGCAGGAGGAGAAGGAAGAGAACUGGGUGCCGCCUGCCUGCACUCUCUCCGGAUGCUGGAGGCUGGAGGCAGUGAGGCAGCAACAGCGCGAGGCGACUUUGGAGCUGCCUCAUAUAGCGACCUCGCCUUCCGCUGCGCCUCCUCCCAGAGCCCAAGAAGCCUGGAACCUGUGGGGUCCAGCGCUGAAAGGAGGAGACGGCAACCCAGCCGCGCUUUUGCCUGCACUCUCCCUGGAUGCUGGAGGCUGGAGGCAGUGAGGCAGCAACAGCGCGAGGCGACUUUGGAGCGGCCUCAUACAGCGACCUCGCCUUCCGCUGCGUGUCCUCCCAGAGCCCAAGAAGCCCGGAACCUGUGGCGUCCAGCUCUGAAAGGAGGAGAAGGCAACCCAGCCGACGCACCGCUGGGUUGGGGUCUCCACGACCAAGCUGGUCUCGGCAAGUGGCACCCAACAUGGGGCUCAAACCCGGUUUGAGGAGUUGCUGGAGCAAUGGAGAACAUGGAACUACACUGGAGGAUACCAGAGUACUCUUAAGCAAUCCCAUGGCCAAAACCAGCAGCUGAUUUGGAUAUCAUCAAGACACCUGAAAACUUGUCAUGAACCAGAUGCUGAGGAAGAGAUUUUGGGAGGAACCCAAGGACCCCCCAGUUGCAGCCAUGUCAAGACUGACAAUAAGGAAGACACCAGUCCCAGCAAGCAACACUCAUUGGGCACAGCCACCCAUGUGGGGCCAGAUCAAGAAGUUGACACAGAUGGUAGAAGAAAAUCUGAAGAAAGCGGGAUGACCAUUUACAAUGAGUAAUCUUAUGUCUGCAGAUGUGGAUCCCGAAUCCUGCGAGAAGUAGCCCACCAUGACAAAGCUGCUUUUGCUUUUAUCGCUUUGCAAAAACAGAAAGGGGGACAUGCUGGGAACAGGCCUUAAGCCUGUCAUAAACAGGCCUUAAACUGGCCAUGAACAGGAUUUCUGCACAAAUGUGACGUGCUCGUGAUGGCUAUGAUGCACACUCCUAGAAGUUGUUAGUUUACUGGAGCAGGGUAGGGAACAUCUGGCCCACCCAGAGCAGAAAACUGCUCAAACCACAAACAAUACCAUGAGUGGCCUGUGCCUUAAGAACAUGUUUUUGCUGAAGAUAAUCAGCCAGAGACUGUUUCUCUGCUCCUCCCUAAUAAUGCUUUGUUUUUCAUAAGGAAUGCUUUUAGCUAAUCUGUAACCUAUAGAAACAAUGCUUAUCAUUGGCUUGCUGUCAAUAAACAUGUGGGUCAAACUCUGUUUGUGGCUCUCAGCUCUGAAAGCUGUUAUCCCCCUGAUUCCCACUUGCACUUUAUUUCUGUGUGUUUGUCUUCAUUCCUCUAGCACCACUGGGUUGGGGUCUCCAUGACCAAGUUGGUCUCGGCACAUAUCCAUGCAUGCCAGAUCUUGAAAUCAGCCUUGUGGAGCCUGUGGGUAGGAAAAGUCGACCCUCUGUGCAUGUAGGCCUGGAACCUGGCCGAUACUGUAUUUUCCUGCCACUUUUGGUUUCAAAAGUGGAAACUGUCUAUACAGACCCACUGCAUUUGUUUUUAAAAAUCCUCUGUAAGUGGACUUGCACAGUUCAGGCCCAGAUUGUUCCAGGAUCAACCCUACAGUAGAAAUCAAGUAUCUUUUUCAUUGUCUCUUGGGAUCUGUCUUUUCACCAAUAAAAUAUGAGGGCUGUUGGGAGCAGGCCUCCCAAAUCUGGCCAUAAACUGGCCCCAAAACUGGCCAUAAACAAAAUCUCUGCAGCACUGUAACAUGUUCAUAAUGGCCCUAACGCCCAAGCUGGAAGGUUGUGGGUUUACAGGAAUGAGGGCAAGGAACACCUGGCCCACCCAGGGUGGAAAACCACUUAAAGGCAUUCUUAAGCCACAAACAAUAGCAUGAGCAAUCUGUGCCUUAAGGACAUGCCCCUGCUGUAGUUAACUAGCCCAACCUAUUCCUUUAAUUUGGCCCAUCACUUCGUUUCCCAUAAGGGAUACUUUUAGUUAAUUUAAUAUCUAUAGAAACAAUGCCGAUGACUGGUUUGCUGUUAAUAAAUACAUGGGUAAAUCUCUGUUUGGGGCUCUCAGCUCCAAAGGCUGUGAGACCCCUGAUUUCCCACUUGACACCUCUA